Ceratosolen solmsi marchali is the source of this 972-nucleotide messenger RNA. It is a transcript of the gene MED27, whose product is annotated as mediator complex subunit 27. Gene Ontology annotation, cellular component: mediator complex. The record is from RefSeq and is a predicted model, not a curated record. Gene Ontology annotation, biological process: regulation of transcription by RNA polymerase II. The transcript is spliced from 4 exons. Gene Ontology annotation, molecular function: transcription coactivator activity. NCBI's taxonomy places the organism in Eukaryota, Metazoa, Arthropoda, Insecta, Hymenoptera, Agaonidae. Bases 77 to 955 code for a protein of 292 amino acids.
UAAAGUAAUUGUUUAUCAUUUGUGUUAUGAAUUAAUUUAUCUAUUCAAGUUUAUUUCUGAAAUAUAUUUCUGCAAAAUGGAACAACUACAAAUAUCUUUAUCAGCCCUUAAAGUAUUACGAUCAAGUGUAGGUCAAGUAUUUUAUUCUCUUGCAAAUGGUAUAAGAGCAGAGCAUGGAGAAGACAAUAAAGAAAAUAAAUAUUUAUUGGAACUUCAAGAACUUCUAACUACUGUUGGCACAAAUUUAAGAGAUGUUGAACAAGCUGUAAACUCAUUAAAUCCACCACCUGGUCCAUUUAAUUUAGGAAAUACGGCUUAUCUUGGUCAAGAAACUACCCAAGAUCGUCAAGCAUUAUAUGGUACAUUGGUAAAUGUUUAUAAAUGGACGGAUAAAGCACAUGAAUAUAGUAAUGCAGCACAUCAAAUUUUAAGCCAAAAUUCAUUAAAACGUUCGUCUAUGAACUCAAAUCGUGCUAAAAGAAAUAGAAUACAAACAGGAGCACAUAAUUUUUCUCCACCACAAGUUGAUCAAGUAAUGGCAUCUUUCGAUCGAUUGUAUAGUGAUAUGUCUAUUUCAAUUACAAGACCAUUUACAUCAAAUGCAGUCAUACAUGUAACAUUAGGACACGUUUUAAAGGCAAUAAUAGCUUUUAAAGGCCUUAUGAUGGAAAGAGUUGUUGUUAAGAGCUAUAACGAACAGCUUGAUCUGUGGUCAGAAUCACGAUACAAAGUUUUUCAAAGAGUAACCGAUCACGCUCAUGCUACUAUGUUACAUUUUUAUAAUCCUAAUUUUCCAGAAUUGACACUGAAAUCUUUUUUUGCUUGGUUCCACAGUUUCAUCAGCUUGUUUAGUGAUUCCUGUAAACGAUGUGGACUUUACUUACACAGUGCCUUACCCCCAACAUGGCGAGAUCCAAAAUCACUAGAUCCAUAUCAUUUUGAAUGCAAACCAUAAAACAAGAAAUAGUUUCU